AUGGCAUCCCCAGGCGGCCCUCCGCCGGGCGCCCAACCCUUCAGCCCGCAACAAAUCCAACAAUUGAUUGCCAUGGAAGCCCAAAAGCGCGGAAUGACCAUACCUCAAUUUCAAGCCUUCCAACGACAACAGAUCGAGGCCGAAGCCGCCAAAGCGGGAAUGACCCCUCAGCAGUUUGUGCAGAUGAAGCAGGAAGAGGCUAGACAGCAGUUCAUGCGCCAGCAACAAGCGGCUCAGCAGCAACAACAGGCACAGGGCGGGCAAGCACAAGGACAACCACGAGGACCGCCGCCCGGGCAGCAGGCCCAACAUAUCCCGUUGAAUGCGAAGGUCGAGGCUAAACCCGAGGCGCUGGCAGUCGCGAAGUUUCUACGUUCCCAGGAUUUGAAAACUAGAACAUGUAUCUUGAAUAGCGAGAGGAAGGAUAUGUUCAAAGUCAAACGUGCAUUCCGUGCCCUGAACUCCGACACCUACAAGAAGGCCCAAAAGAAGGAGCCCUUAUUGCCCAAAGUCGAGAAUGACGUGGAUGCCCGUGCAGCCCUGCAACUCCUCCCCCUCUCGAUGCUCGCUUUGCGGGUUUCCAAAAAGGAUCCACAUGAGGGACACAACCACCCCAAACCCAAGAAAGAGAAACGAGUCAAGGGGUUGUGGGAAGUCAAGAUCGAGCAACAGCAGGAUUUUGACCCUAUGAUGCAUUACGUCUGGUUGUAUGAGGGAUCGCAGUGGAAGACUAAACUGUGGGCAGCAUUGGUUGUUGUCUUGGUCUUCGCAGCAGUUCUCUUCCCGCUCUGGCCGCUCGUAUUGAGACAGGGCGUGUGGUACCUUUCGGUCGGCAUGAUGGGGCUGAUUGGUUUGUUCUUUGCCAUGGCUAUCUUCCGCCUGAUCCUCUUUAUCAUCACCUUCUUCCUUGUCCCACCUGGACUAUGGCUAUAUCCCAACCUCUUUGAAGAUGUGGGCUUCUUCGAUAGUUUCCGGCCGCUGUGGGGCUGGCAUGAAACGAAGGAGGAUAUCAAGCGAAAGAAGAAGGAGAAGAAGGCCAGGAAAGCUCAGAAAAAGCUAGCCGCUGCCGCUGCCGCUGGUGGUGGAGGUGAGAAAAAUACGGCUCCGGCGGUGGUGCCGCCCUCGAAUGGUGCCACCGUCACGUCUGCAGUUGAGCCUGCUGCCACGUCGACCGCAGCUAAACGACAUGUUGCCCCAACGGUGGAGGAGGCUGAUGAUGAAUGA
Cladophialophora psammophila CBS 110553 is the source of this 1224-nucleotide messenger RNA. RefSeq lists its product as uncharacterized. Bases 1 to 1224 code for a protein of 407 amino acids. The record is from RefSeq and is a predicted model, not a curated record. Gene Ontology annotation, biological process: post-translational protein targeting to membrane, translocation. NCBI's taxonomy places the organism in Eukaryota, Fungi, Ascomycota, Eurotiomycetes, Chaetothyriales, Herpotrichiellaceae. The transcript is spliced from 2 exons. Gene Ontology annotation, cellular component: endoplasmic reticulum membrane; endoplasmic reticulum.